UUCCUCAGUAGCCGUUGCCAGCUUUCAUCUCUCUCUCUCUAUCUAUAUAUUUAUGAUCUCGUUCACAUUUUAACUUGCUGUUCCUCCUUUCUUUCACAUACUCUUUCUUCCGUUCUCCUACCCAUACAACUGUACGUACGUCUGUGUGAUGGACUGCUUGGUCUUGCCGGUCUCCAUAUGGAAGAGACGGUCAGCGUCGCGGCUGGGCUACCGGGAGCUCUCUGACGAGGGGUUGGAGGAGGCGGUGACAGUGGUGGUUGGGAAGGAGGAGAGGGAGUUCCUGGUGGAGCCCUUCGUUUUGGAGGAGAGCCCGUUUCGGGUGUUGUUGGAGAUGGUGAGGAAGGAGAAUAAGGAAAAAAUGGGAGGGAGAGGGGAGAAGGAGAAGAAGGAGAAGAGAGUUAUAUAUGUGGACGUGGAUUCCAUACUGUUUGAGCAUAUGCUUUGGUUGAUGUAUAAUGAUUGUUCUUCUCUCUUUCAGCUUAAUCUUAGGGAGAUCAUUGAUUUCUAUGCUCAAGAUAAUUAGAUACAGCCAUGGAGGUAUCUCUUUCUGCAAGUUUUCCCUUUGUAAAAUACACCCCUUGAUCAUCCCAUGUAAGCAAAUAAUUCCCAUCAAUAUAUACAGUAAUGUUUUGUUUUUUCA
Vitis riparia (riverbank grape) is the source of this 640-nucleotide messenger RNA. RefSeq lists its product as uncharacterized. Lineage: Eukaryota; Viridiplantae; Streptophyta; Magnoliopsida; Vitales; Vitaceae. The record is from RefSeq and is a predicted model, not a curated record. The coding region runs from base 149 to 523 and encodes 124 amino acids. The transcript has a single exon.